CCUUUGCUGGGCGUGGUGGCACACUUCUUUAAUGUCUGCACUUGGGAGGCGGAAAAAGGCGGAUCUCAGGAAUUCCACGCCAGCCUAUUCUACAGAGCGAGCUUCAGGACUGCCAGAGCAAGACAGUGAGCCCUUGUCUCAAAGGGGAAAAAACUGCUCAGAACAAUGCCUAGGGCUUUAAGAGCUAAACAAACGUUAGCUUAACCUCAUCGCGUUGGCGGCGGCCACAGUGCCCAGUUGCCCUUUUAAGGGACUUUGACAUCUUCCCACGUAAGCGGAAGUACCCCUGAGGGCUCCGGAAGUGACUUCAGAACCCCUUCAGAAACAUGGCUCCGGAGCGUUGUCCCGGAAGCGGUCACGGGUCUCUGCGUGACGCUAACUGAGUUAGAGCGGUCCCGCGGGGUUUCUAUGGUGCCGCCCGCCACCCCCAGGCUCUCCUCUUCCUCUCCCGCCCGAGCGCCCGGAGCUGCGAGGCCGCCGACCAGCCCCACCGGCGACUCCGCCAGCCGCCAGGGGGAGGGGCGCCGACGAGGCGACGCUCUAGGCGGCUCCACCCGCGUCUCGAUGGUGCCCGGCGUCCCGGUGCCGCGUUCCUACUCCGCGGGGUGGACGCGGCCCCUUUAACCGGCCGAGGGCGGAGCCGAGGAGUUCCCGCGAGAGCGGCCGGGGGGCGGGGGGCGGCGCCGAGGCCGGGGGCCCGUGGCGGAUGGAGCCCGCGAUGGAGCCGGAGACUCUGGAGGCACGAAUCAACAGAGCCACAAAUCCCCUGAACAAGGAGCUGAACUGGGCCAGCAUCAACAGUUUCUGCGAGCAGCUCAACGAAGACUUUGAGGGGCCUCCACUUGCCACUCGCUUGCUGGCCCACAAGAUCCAGUCCCCACAGGAAUGGGAAGCCAUCCAGGCCUUGACGGUUCUGGAGACGUGCAUGAAGAGCUGCGGCAAGAGGUUCCAUGAUGAGGUGGGCAAGUUCCGCUUCCUCAACGAGCUCAUCAAGGUUGUGUCUCCCAAGUACUUGGGCUCCCGGACAUCUGAGAAGGUGAAGAGUAAGAUCUUGGAGCUGCUGUACAGCUGGACGGUUUGCCUGCCUGAGGAGGUGAAGAUUGCAGAAGCCUACCAGAUGCUGAAGAAGCAGGGGAUUGUGAAGUCGGACCCCAAGCUUCCAGAGGAUGCCAUCUUUCCCCUCCCCCCUCCCCGGCCCAAGAAUGUGAUCUUUGAAGAUGAGGAGAAGUCCAAGAUGCUGGCCCGCCUGCUGAAGAGCUCACACCCUGAGGACCUCCGGGCUGCCAAUAAGCUCAUCAAAGAGAUGGUGCAGGAGGACCAGAAGCGGAUGGAAAAGAUCUCCAAGCGGGUGAAUGCCAUCGAGGAGGUCAACAACAAUGUGAAGUUGCUGACAGAGAUGGUGAUGAGCCACAGCCAGGGUGCUGCAUCCAGCAGCAGUGAGGACCUCAUGAAGGAACUGUACCAGCGCUGUGAGCGCAUGCGACCCACACUCUUCCGACUGGCCAGUGACACGGAAGACAAUGAUGAGGCCUUAGCUGAGAUCCUGCAGGCUAAUGACAAUCUCACCCAGGUGAUCAACCUGUACAAGCAGCUGGUCCGGGGCGAGGAGGUCAACGGUGAUGCCACAGCCAGCUCCAUUCCUGGAAGCACGUCAGCCCUGCUGGACCUCUCAGGCCUGGACCUCCCUCCCCCGGGCACCACCCAGCCAGCCACGCCCACCCGCCCUGGCAACCAGAGCAGUCCUGAGCAGCUCAGUGCCUCGGUGUCCCUGCUUGAUGACGAGCUCAUGUCUCUGGGCCUAAGUGACCCGACACCACCUUCAGGCACCAGCUCAGAUAGUGUGGGGUGGGACAACUUCCAGUCAUCAGAUGGCACUGAAUCCUCAGUCCCUCCUCCAGCCCAGGCCCCCAGCAUGGACUGCCGACCCCCAGCCCAGGCCCCUCCACCAACGAGCAGCGGCCUGGACGACCUGGACCUCUUGGGGAAAACCCUUAUGCAGCAGGCUCUGCCUCCGGAAGCCCAGCAAGUGCGGUGGGAGAAGCAGCAGCCAGCCCCCCGGCUCACCCUCCGUGACCUGCAGAGUAAGAGCAGCUCGCCCAGCCCAGGAGCCGCCAGCCUCCUCCACACCACGUCCCCAGAGCCCCCUGGGCCUCCACCUCAGGCCACACCCACUGAGUUCUCCCUAACCAGCAUCACUGUGCCCCUGGAGUCUAUCAAACCCAGCAGCAUCUUGCCAGUGACCGUUUAUGACCAGCAUGGCUUCCGUGUCCUCUUCCAUUUUGCUCGGGACCCACUGCCAGGGCGCUCCGAUGUGCUGGUGGUGGUGGUCUCUAUGCUGAGCACGGCGCCCCAGCCCAUCCGGAACAUCGUUUUCCAGUCAGCCGUCCCCAAGGUGAAGGGCAGACCAGGUCAUGAAGGUGAGGCUGCAGCCACCUUCCGGCACAGAGCUGCCAGCGUUCAACCCCAUCGUCCACCCCUCAGCCAUCACCCAGGUCCUGCUCCUUGCUAACCCCCAGAAGGAGAAGGUUCGCCUCCGCUACAAGCUCAUCUUCACUAUGGGCGACCAGACCUACAAUGAGAUGGGAGAUGUGGAUCAGUUCCCCCCACCAGAGACCUGGGGGAGCCUCUAGGACAGAGGGGCUGGAGAGAGGAGGGGCAGCAGGACCUGGACCUGUUCAUCCUGUGCUUCUCUCCCUCCUGUGGCCCCCAGUGACUCUUCCCCCUCCCUCUUCCCCUGCUGAGCCAAACCCAGCAGGAGGCUGCGCCUGGGUCUGCCAUAGCUGCUGGGACCUCCAUCACCAGUGGGAGCCUGGAGCAGGGAGGGGCCGUAUGCCCUGGAAGGACUCUGGGGUGAGGGAAGGAGGGGGGCUGUGAGGCCCAGCCCUGAACCCCAGCCUGAGGUGGGGUCGUCCUCACCUGUCUUUUAUGCCUUAUGGAAAGGCCCAGCCAUAACUUGGAGGCCAUGCUGGAAACUGGGACCAGCCCAGGCCUCCUCUGCGGGGACCCAGUGACUGGGUGGGGGUGACGCCCGCGCCCUAGCUGUGUGCACUUGGUGUGUGGUCUGGCUCGUUGCUUUUCUUUUGGAAUGGCCCUGUGGUCACAGAGCUGAAGGAGCUCUCCACUCAGCCCCCGGGGCCUCCAGAGGCCUCCCUUUGCUCUCAGGCUCCCACGGGCCAUGGAAACUUGAAAGCAGAGCCAGAGGACAUGCCCCCUGGAGGGCCAUGGAACUCCCAGAGUUCCAUGCUCCAUUAUCACCUUCUGCUGGGGCCUCCCGGGAGCACCUCACAUCUGCCCACCCUCCUGUGGUCAAGUAGGGUCAGGAUGGGUGGCAGUGGGAGUAUUUAUGAAAAUAAAGUGACUUUUUUCCUGGA
Mus musculus (house mouse) is the source of this 3371-nucleotide messenger RNA. It is a transcript of the gene Gga1, whose product is annotated as golgi associated, gamma adaptin ear containing, ARF binding protein 1. The coding region runs from base 707 to 2509 and encodes 600 amino acids. Gene Ontology annotation, molecular function: phosphatidylinositol binding; ubiquitin binding; small GTPase binding. Gene Ontology annotation, cellular component: early endosome; protein-containing complex; endosome membrane. Gene Ontology annotation, biological process: vesicle-mediated transport; protein localization to cell surface; protein localization to cell periphery. The transcript is spliced from 17 exons. The record is from RefSeq and is a predicted model, not a curated record. Lineage: Eukaryota; Metazoa; Chordata; Mammalia; Rodentia; Muridae.